Molecule: messenger RNA, 1398 nt
Organism: Nyctereutes procyonoides (raccoon dog)
Lineage: Eukaryota; Metazoa; Chordata; Mammalia; Carnivora; Canidae
Product: angiopoietin-related protein 5-like
Exons: 4
Coding region: 211-1224 (337 amino acids)
Source: RefSeq, a predicted model, not a curated record
AGUGCGCUCUCGGGGUGCCCCUGCCCUGCCCUGCCACACCCUCGGGCCCCCCCAGCACGAGGGAGGCGAGGGGCGGGGUGAGCCCGGCACCUGCACAAAAGGAGCCGGGGCCCAGGGGCUCAGAUCUGCCCCGAAGGCCAGCCGUGAGCGCGCAGGGUGGAGGUGCCGGGAGGCCGUGGCCCCCCACCCGUGUCCGCGCCCUCAGGAGCCAUGGCUGCCAGCCCCAUGCUGGGUCUUGCCGCUCUCCUGUGCCUCUCGGUGCCCCGGGCCAGCUGCCUGGUGCGGUUUCGACGGCCGGUAAGGGGCAGUUGCCGACGUGGGCCAGGGGCUCCCAGAGCUCCCGGCCCGCCUCUCAGCGGCCCCCUCUCCCCACAGGUGCAGGUGGCGCUUCUGGAACCCCAAGGGAGGGACUGCUCUCACAUCUGGGCCGGGAGCCCCGGCGCCCCCAGUGGAGUGUACACCGUGCAGCCGGCUGGAGCCGCCACCCCAUUCCAGGUCCUCUGUGACAUGCACCCGGACGGCGGCUGGACGGUGAUUCAGAGCCGCGACUGGGGCCGCGGGAGGCCCCUGGACUUUGAGAGGUGCUGGCAGGAGUACAAGCAGGGGUUCGGAGACUUGAGAGGUGACCACUGGCUGGGGCUGCAGCACAUCUCUGACCUGACGUCCCAGCCGGGCCUGCGCGCAGAGCUUAGGGUGGACCUCCUGGACGUGGACAACCGCACGCUACACGCCCACUACGACCACUUCCACGUGGAUGGGGAGGCCCAGUUUUACCGGCUGAGCCUGGGCCUGUACUCAGGGAACGCAGGUGAGCGCUUCGGAGGGGAGGGACCCGGCGGGCUCAGGAAGGGGCAGUCCUGCCGCAGGGCCAGGGCAGGCAGGGAAGGAUGGGUCCCCAGGCACCCCAGCUUUCCGGCCCACACCUGCCAGUCUCUGUGCUUGGGGAAACACUUGCUUCCAGAAGCGCCCGCCCUGGGGUCCCCGACGGCGAGGCAGCAGGUGUGGCGGGGGGGGCGGCUAGCCAGCACCCACGCCGCCACCACACGCAGGGGACGCGUUCCGGGGCUCAGGCCGCACGGACAACCAGGAGGGCUGCGGCUUCAGCACGCUAGACCGCGACCACGACCGCUGCUCGCCCUGCAAGGACGGCGCCCAGACCUUCGCCAGCUGCAGCCACGAUCGCUCAGGCUCCGGGUGGUGGUACAGCGACUGCGGCCACGCUGACCUCAACGGGCCAUGGCCAGAGCGUGAGGGGGCCAUGUCGGGCAUGCGCUGGGCGGCUGGCGACCAGCAGCCCACCUUAAGCUCCUCCGUGCUGCGCCUGCGCACGACUGCUCCCCGCGAGGCCUAGGCCCGCGCCCACGGGCACCUGAGCCUCAUUAAACAUACCAGCCUGGC